Messenger RNA from Cylindrotheca closterium, 807 nucleotides. Lineage: Eukaryota; Bacillariophyta; Bacillariophyceae; Bacillariales; Bacillariaceae. The record is from the annotation of a GenBank genome assembly.
AUGAGUGAAGAAGCACCUGCUGGAAGAGGAGGACGAGGAGGAUUCGGCCGUGGAGAUGGCGGCCGAGGACGCGGUGGACGUGGAGGCCGCGGUCGUGGACGUGGACGCGGACGUGGAGGAGGCCGUGGAGGAGAUGAGAACGUUUGGGUUCCCGUCACCAAGCUCGGACGUUUGGUCAAGGAAGGAAAGAUUGGCUCCAUUGAGGAAAUCUUUCUCUUUUCCAUCCCUGUCAAGGAAGCCGAAAUUAUCGAUUUCUUCCUUAAGGAUAAGCUAAAGGAUGAGGUCAUGAAGAUCAUGCCUGUCCAAAAGCAAUCUUCUGCUGGUCAAAGAACUCGUUUCAAGGCCUUUGUUGCUAUUGGAGACGAGAAUGGACACAUUGGUCUUGGAGUCAAGUGUUCUUCUGAGGUUGCCACCGCUAUCCGUGGAGCCAUCACUGCUGCCAAGUUGAACAUUGCCCCAGUCCGUCGCGGAUUCUGGGGACGUGCCAACGGUCUUCCACACACUGUCCCAUGCAAGGUUACUGGAAAGUGUGGUUCCGUCCGUGUUCGUCUGAUCCCUGCCCCUCGUGGUACCGGUCUUGUUUCUUCUCCCGCCGGAAAGAAGUUGUUGCACAUGGCUGGAAUUGAUGAUUGCUACUGCAGUUCUACUGGUCACACCCGUACCAUGGGUAACUUCAUCAAGGCCAUCUUUUACGCCCUUCGUGCCACCUAUGGGUACCUAUCUCCUGAAUUGUGGAAGGAGAACGCCCUUAUUGAUCACCCAUACCAAGAACACACUGACUUCCUUUCCAAGAAGCAAAUUGCCUAA